Molecule: messenger RNA, 2007 nt
Organism: Prorocentrum cordatum
Lineage: Eukaryota; Dinophyceae; Prorocentrales; Prorocentraceae
Source: the annotation of a GenBank genome assembly
AUGAGGGCGGCGCAGCUCCUCCUCCUGGUGAGGGAGGUGGUGGGGACCGCCACGUGCUCGGUCAACGGCGACUGCUCUCCUGAAGGCUCGUUCUGCUACGCUCCCACACACGAGUGCAUCGUGAACACGCCACCGGGCUACUAUGCUCACCCAGAGGAGGUGGGCUUCAGCAUGUGCCCAGUGGGGUUCGUGGCGCCCCACGCGCUGAGUACCGAGUGCACCGCGUGCGAGCCAGGCAGGUACCAGGACGAGGAGGGGCAGACCGAGUGCGAUUGCAUCCCAGAGGGCUACGAGGCGAACUCGCAGCGGACCGCCAUCGUCAAGUGCCCCAAGGGCAAGGCCAACCCGGCGGUGUGCAGUGACGGCGGCGAGCACGGCUCUCCGUGUCACAUGUGUGCGGCGGGGAGGUACGCGCCCGAGGAAGGCAUGCACCUUUGUGUGGACGUCUCCGCUGGCUUCUACGCCAGCGAAGAUCGCACCGAGGAGGUGGAGUGCCCCCCUGGAACGUUCACGUCCGAGCAGGGCGCCUCGGAGUGCUCGGCGUGCGGGGCUGGCAGGUACACCAGCGUCCUGGCCUCAGUGGAGUGCACAUGCGCGCCCGUCGGCCACAGGCCCAGCGAGAACGCCACCUCGGUGGAGCCCUGCGCCCCGGGCUUCUACCAGGACAAGGCGUGCCAGGCGGAGUGCGAGGCCUGUCCCGCGGGCAAGUACAUUGGCUCCGCAGGCGCUCACGACUGCGAGAACGCGUCCGCAGGCCAUUACCCCAGUGCCGACAAGAGCGUUCAGGUAGCGUGCGCGAAGGGCACGUAUCAGGACGAGAAGGGCCAGGCCUCGUGCAAGACGUGCGCGGCUGGGAAGUUUACCAACACGACGGGCUCGCACGCAUGUGCUUGCUCGUCUGCUGGACACGCCCCGUCCGCGGACUUUACCAAGCAGGUUCCAUGCAGGCCGGGCACGUAUCAGGACGAGGAGUGUUCAGGUCCUUGCAAGACGUGCGAGGCGGGCAAGUACCACAAGGGCCAUGGGGCUAUGAGCUGCGACCCCGCCCCUGCGGGCCAUACGCCAGCGGACAAUUUCAUUACUACUGUGCCCUGUGAGCCUGGCACUUAUGCACACGAAGUGGGCAUGAGCGAAUGCUUGGCGUGCGAGGCCGGCAAGUUCGCGGACGAGCCGGGCUCCCAUGGGUGCUCCGAAGCCCCCGCUGGGCACUUCCCGAACGAGAACAACAACGACGUCGUGCCAUGCGCUCCAGGCACUUAUCAGAAGGACACGGGCAAGUCGGCUUGCGAUGUCUGCCCGCCGGGCAAGUUCACGGAGGUCGAGGGUUCCCACGCGUGUCACUGUGCAUCCGCAGGUCACCACCCCAGUGACAACCACGAUUCAGAAGUGGAGUGCGAGCUCGGGACUUUCCAGAACGAGACUUGCCAAGAGGAGUGCCGCGCUUGCGCUGCGGGCAUGUUCAGCCCCACCAAGGGCGCACACGAGUGCGCCUGCGCCUCGGCGGGGCACCAGCCUGAGAAAAACGGCAACGGACUGAGCAUAGGCGAGUUGCCCUGCUCCCCUGGCACCUUCCAGGGCGAGACGUGCCAGGCUGAGUGCGAGGAGUGCCCAGCGGGGAGGUUCGCCUCGGCCGAGGGCGCGCACGAGUGCGUCUGCGCCGCGGCGGGGCACGCGGUUGCGGACGACAGGGCGGCGCAGGUGGCCUGUGACAUUGGCACGUACCAGGACGAGGCCUGCCAGCCUGAGUGCAAGCAGUGCGAGAGCGGGAAGUUCGCUGACGUCAACGGCUCUCACUACUGCUCCUGUGCUGCUCUUGGCCACCAGCCCACGUCCGACGCGAGCAGUAUGGAACCCUGUCCCAACAUGACGUUCCAGCAUCACCCGUGCCAGCCGAAGUGCGAACACUGCCCGAUCGGGAAGUUCACGAUUGCGGUGGCCUCGGUCCUCUGCCUUGGCGGUGGCGGAUGUGGCGCCUGGCUUCGUGCUGACACCUGCGGGCGAUGGUGA